Vitis riparia (riverbank grape) is the source of this 1305-nucleotide messenger RNA. RefSeq names its product E3 ubiquitin-protein ligase AIRP2-like. Lineage: Eukaryota; Viridiplantae; Streptophyta; Magnoliopsida; Vitales; Vitaceae. Gene Ontology annotation, molecular function: ubiquitin protein ligase activity. The record is from RefSeq and is a predicted model, not a curated record. The transcript is spliced from 5 exons. Gene Ontology annotation, biological process: protein ubiquitination. Bases 261 to 1004 code for a protein of 247 amino acids.
ACACGUGGCGAUGAUUGACGCUCUCACACCACCUCGGUCCUUAUUUUCGCUCUCGGCUUCGCUUUCAAGAACAGAUAGAAUAACAGCACUCGGACCAAACCCACUCCUUGGAGAGAGAGAAAGCGAGGGUUUUGGGGCGGUGAAUUAGGGUUUUCUUGUUUGAAGUGGGGCGAUCGAUUGAUGGUGGUGGUCGUGUGUUUCGUUUUGUGAUUGUUUCUUGAGAAAGUUUGGGGAGAUAUAGAGAGAGACCGUGGGGGGAGAUGUACAUAGCUUCCAUGCGAAAAUCUUUCAAGGAUUCUCUCAAAGUGCUUGAAGCCGAUCUUCAGCACGCCAAUACUCUGGCAUCGGAUUUCCCUAGGGAGUAUGAUGGUGCCUGCCUGCAGAUGAGAAUGUCAUACAGUCCAGCUGCACACCUGUUUCUUUUCCUAGUGCAAUGGACUGACUGCCACCUUGCUGGUACUCUUGGACUAUUAAGGAUCCUAAUUUACAAGGUUUAUGUGGAUGGCACGACGACCAUGUCCACUCAUGAAAGAAAAGCAAGUAUUAGAGAGUUUUAUGCUGUAAUUUAUCCCUCUUUACUGCAACUAGAAAGAGGUCUUACCGAUACAGAAGAUAAGAAGCAAAAGGCAGUGUGCAUGGAAAGGUACAGAAGAAGAGAUGAUGAGGAACAUAAGCAAUAUUCAGACGUGGACAUUGAACGAGAAGAAGAGUGUGGUAUUUGCAUGGAGAUGAAUAGUAAGAUUGUUUUGCCCAAUUGCAACCAUGCCAUGUGCUUGAAAUGCUACCGAGAAUGGCGAUCGAGAUCACAGUCGUGCCCCUUCUGUCGUGACAGUCUUAAGAGAGUGAAUUCUGGUGAUCUCUGGGUAUUCACAGACAGCAGGGACAUAAUCGACAUGGUUACAGUCACUAGGGAGAAUCUCAGAAGGCUUUUCAUGUACAUAGACAAGUUGCCUCUGAUCAUUCCUGAUUCCCUUUUUGACCAGUAUGAUUCUCAUCUAAGAUAGUUGAUUAGUACACAGCCUGAGCCCACUGUCUCAUGUGUUUUUCAAUGAGUCUGUAGUUCUCUGUCUGCUUUAAUUUUACAUAAGGACCGAGAUUGAUUGGCUCGGUCGAUCUAGAUUUAGUUACAACUGUUCUGCUUUCUUCCCGCUUCUGAGAAGGAAGAAGCAAAGGCCUGAGUUAUUGUGGGCAGGGAGGUGAAGGUAGUGGUCUAUUUAGAAGGUUUAUGAAUUGUAAGAGAAUUUGUACAUGUUUGUACAGUUUGAAAGUUUGCCCAUGAAAUGUCUCUCCAAGCUUCGAAAGAAA